Messenger RNA from Ornithorhynchus anatinus (platypus), 2194 nucleotides. RefSeq names its product FGR proto-oncogene, Src family tyrosine kinase (gene FGR). Gene Ontology annotation, biological process: cell differentiation; innate immune response; protein phosphorylation. Bases 194 to 1786 code for a protein of 530 amino acids. NCBI's taxonomy places the organism in Eukaryota, Metazoa, Chordata, Mammalia, Monotremata, Ornithorhynchidae. The transcript is spliced from 12 exons. Gene Ontology annotation, cellular component: extrinsic component of cytoplasmic side of plasma membrane. The record is from RefSeq and is a predicted model, not a curated record. Gene Ontology annotation, molecular function: ATP binding; signaling receptor binding; non-membrane spanning protein tyrosine kinase activity.
GCCUGAUAGAGGCUCUGCUGCAACAGGACUUCACUUCCUCCGGAGCCCCGGGCUGUGCUGGGAGACCGGCAGACCGCAGCCUGCCCAGAGAGUCCCCCCUUCCCCCAGCCCCCGCCCCCCAAGUGACCAGCCGCCCCGAGGCGUCCAGACCUGGCAGCCCAGCAUCCGCGGUGGAGGAGCAGGUGAGCCCAAAAUGGGCUGUGUGCAGUGCAAGAAGAACUCAGAGGUGGGAACCAAAGGAGAGGCUUCAGGAAGCAGCGAUGGCACCGGCGGCUUUGCGUUCAGAGAUCGCUAUGGCCCCGACCCCACCCAGACCCACCCUCCCAUCAGCACCACCCGCAUCCCAGACUACAACAACUUCACCCCGAGCCCAGUCACUUCCACUUUCAUGAGCACCAGCGGGCUUCGGCCAGGAGCCAUCUCAGGCGGCGCCACCCUCUUCAUCGCGCUGUAUGACUACGAGGCUCGGACCAGUGAGGACCUCUCCUUCAGCAAGGGCGAGAAAUUCCACAUCCUCAACAGCGCCGAAGGUGAUUGGUGGGAAGCGAGGUCUCUGAGCUCCGGGCUCAGCGGCUACAUCCCCAGCAACUAUGUGGCCCCCAUGGACUCGAUCCAGGCGGAAGAGUGGUACUUUGGGAAGAUUGGGCGGAAGGAUGCCGAGCGAUUGCUGCUGACCAAAGGAAACCCCCAGGGAGCCUUCCUCAUCCGGGAGAGUGAGACCACCCUAGGUGCUUAUUCCCUCUCCAUCCGAGACUGGGAUGAGGUCAAGGGUGACCACGUGAAGCAUUACAAGAUCCGCAAAUUGGACAGCGGCGGCUAUUACAUCACCACCCGCACCCAGUUUGACACCGUGAGAGAGUUGGUGCAGCACUACAUUGAAGUCAAUGACGGUCUGUGCCACCUGCUGACCAAGGUGUGUGUGAACAUGAGGCCGCAGACCCUGGGCCUGGCCAAGGACGCCUGGGAGAUCGCCCGUGAAUCCAUCAGCCUGGACCGCAAGCUUGGCAUGGGCUGCUUUGGGGAUGUUUGGAUGGGAACGUGGAAUGGCAGCACCUUGGUGGCGGUGAAGACUCUGAAGCCGGGCACCAUGAGCCCGGAAGCCUUCCUGGAGGAGGCUCAGAUCAUGAAGCAGCUGCGACACGACAAGCUGGUACAACUGUACGCGGUGGUGUCCGACGAGCCCAUCUACAUCGUCACCGAGUACAUGAGUCAUGGGAGCCUACUGGAUUUCCUCAAGGAUGGUGAGGGCCAGCGGCUGAGACUGCCCCAGCUGGUGGACAUGGCAGCCCAGAUUGCGGCGGGCAUGGCGUAUAUCGAGCGCAUGAACUACAUCCACCGGGAUCUGCGAGCGGCCAACAUCCUGGUGUCAGAUGCCCUCGUCUGCAAGAUCGCCGACUUUGGACUGGCACGCCUCAUCGAGGACAAUGAGUACAAUGCCCGACAAGGAGCCAAGUUCCCCAUCAAGUGGACAGCGCCCGAGGCCGCGCUCUUUGGCCGAUUCACCAUCAAAUCAGACGUCUGGUCCUUUGGGAUCCUGCUGACUGAGCUGAUCAGCAAAGGCCGGGUGCCUUAUCCAGGGAUGAAUAACAGGGAGGUGUUAGAGCAAGUGGAACGGGGUUACCGCAUGCCCUGCCCCCCGGGCUGCCCACCUUCGCUGUAUGAGAUGAUGGAGCAGAGCUGGCGGGCCGACCCUGAGGAGCGGCCCACCUUCGAGUACCUGCAGGCGUUCCUGGAGGACUACUUUACUGCCACGGAGCCCCAGUACCAACCUGGAGAUGCCCCCUGACCCCUGACCCCAACCCCACCCGGCCCGUUGCAUACAGUCGUCCCCGUGGGGUCAGGGGAGUAGGACUCCCCGCCAGACUGCGCCUCUGCCUGUCCCCCAACCAGACCCUGCUAAGCCCUCGACACCAGCCGCAGGGCUGGGGUGUGGGGCUGUGGGGAACCAGUCUGAUCUGCCCCCUGGCUCAGUCUCCAAGUGGCCAAGCUAGAAGCCCCGGCUUGACUGAUGGGUACAUUGCUCAGGCUCCUGGAUCAGCCUCUCCUGCCCUUGCCCAUGCCCUGCCUCUGUUCUACCCAAGUCCCAUCCUGCCUCGGCUCUGAUCAGUUGCCCCCUCCCCAGCCUUCUGCCUUGUUAUUUAUAAAGUUGUGUUUCCCUGCUGUCCUCCAACCUUCCCUGUCCUCCUCCACCACC